Messenger RNA from Trichomonas vaginalis G3, 366 nucleotides. RefSeq lists its product as uncharacterized. The transcript has a single exon. Bases 1 to 366 code for a protein of 121 amino acids. NCBI's taxonomy places the organism in Eukaryota, Parabasalia, Trichomonadida, Trichomonadidae. The record is from RefSeq and is a predicted model, not a curated record.
AUGAUUUCUCAACCCUUCAGUCAAACUUUCCAAGCAUAUAAUUUUCUCCAGUAUUAUAAUAAUAAUAGCCAAGAAGCCAUGAAAAAUAUCCCUAAAACACAGAAUUCUUUUGAAAAUACACAUGAAAUUCAUUCUCUAGUUCAAUUAGAAGAGAUAAAUUCAUUAAUCAAGAUACUAAGCAACAAAAUAGCAGAAAUUGAAACCAAAAAUAAAGAACUUGCGAUGAUUGAAUCACAAUUGAAAUUGAAUGAACCAGAAUUACCAAAACAAGCUGAUCCUGAUGAAAUGAAAGAGUUAGAGGACAUGAUGAAGCCACAAAGCACAAGUAUUAUUGGUUCAAUUAUGAAUUACUUCAAACCAAAAUAA